ACCUUUGUGUAGCGAUAGAGCGAGCAAAACGUGUGUAGAGCGCGCUCAUUGACUGUGGGGAGCACACAGGGAAGCUUGUGUAGGGUUUACCUCAGUGUGUAGCCGAGGGACUGGAAAUAGUGAAAAGUGUAAAGAGGGGAGGAGGAUGGGGGAGGGGGACGCUUUCUAGAUGGGGGGAGGUGUGGAUUUCUUCCUUUUCCCCUCCCUCCCCCUCUCUCUCUCGAUACAUUGUAGCACUGGAACUAGUUACAGUUGCUGAUUCUCCAGAAGAACACAGACCUCUGCACCCCACCAUAGAGGAGGAGAAAAACAAAGUGUGUGUGGGGGGGGCGGGGGAACCCCCAAAAUACUGCUUCUGCACCUUUUGUUCGCUCUAGUCUCUGACUGGCUGGGAAUUUAUUUACUGACGACUCCAUGAAAUCCUCCUGGAGGUAGGUGGACUUUCUGAAAAACCCCAGGAUAUCAUACUUUUAAAGUUGGGAUGAGUAUGAAUCCACAGCAGAGAAUGGCCGCAGUGGGCACUGACAAAGAAUUAAGUGAUCUUUUGGAUUUUAGCAUGAUGUUCCCUUUACCUGUGAAUAAUGGAAAGAGCAGACCAACAACACUUGCCAGCCAAUUUGGUGCAUCAGGUAUGGAGGAAAGAACUGCAUCUGGUGCCUGGGGAGCUGGUGAUCACAAUGGUUCCUCAUAUGAUCAAGGAAGAGGAUAUGGUGAUUCCUCCCAUUAUGGUGAACCCAGGGAUCAUCCUUCACAUGAAGGCAGUUUGUCAUCUACUCCUUUCUUAACAACUGGACUUGUAGGGAAGAAUGAGCGACCGUCUUAUUCAGCAUUUGUACGAGAUCCUGGAAUGCCUCCAAUUAAUCAGCCUGGAUUUAUGCCAGGGGAUAUGGGGAUAAACAAUUCCAGUGCCCUCUCGCCCACCACUGGAAAAGGAAGCUCACAAUUUUACCCUUACACAAACAAUACACGGCGGCGUCCCGGAGAUGCUAAUCUAGAUCCCCAGCCUAAAAAAGUGCGCAAAAUACCCCCAGGACUCCCUUCAUCUGUUUACCCUUCCAACUCAGGUGAAGAAUAUAGUGGAGACCGUGGAAGUUAUACCUCUAAACCACCUAAUUCUCUUUACCCUGGCGGAGGAUUCUACGUGGCUGAUGGACUUAAUUCCUCUGAUAUCUGGACCUCCUCUGGAGGUAUUGGACAAGGCAGUUAUGGCUCCAUUCUCAGCAGCGCUCAGGCUUCUCUUUCCCAGCCCUCAGGUUUCAGUGGUCUGCAUGCACAUGAACGAAUAGGGUUUCCAGUGCAUUCCAGUGAGGUGAACCCUGCCGUAUCAAGUUUCCCUUCUGGUGCACAGUAUGGCGUUUCUACGCAUACACCCCCCAUUAGUACUGGGGAGACAAUGAUAGGAAGCAGAGGGAAUACCACUGGCAGCUCAGGAGACGCACUUGGAAAAGCUUUAGCUUCUAUUUAUUCUCCAGAUCAUUCCAGCACAAACUUUUCGUCUAGCCCUUCAACACCUGUGGGGUCACCUCAGGGAAUAACAGGAACGGGGCAGUGGCCCAGAGCAAAUGUGCCAGGCGCCCUGUCUCCCAGUUACGAGGGUACAUUACACACAUUGCAGAACAAGAUGGAGGAUCGCCUAGAUGAAGCCAUCCAUGUUUUGAGGAGUCACGCUGUGGGACAGACGGGUUCUCUUUCUGGGGGCCAUGACGAUAUCCACGCGCUUUUAGGAGGAGCAGCAGCGGUGCUUGGCGCAAACUUUUCCAGUGCAGUACUCUCAAUGGCAAAUCGGCACGCCAUGGCUACAAGUCAAUCAGAAGAUGGGAUAUCAAAUGCAUCCAGUAUGCUUCACAACUCAAUCCUACAAGGAUCUCUGUCAGAUCUUACAAGACAAACAGACAGUGCCUACAGCGGUCUCCCAGCUGUGGUUAGGGCGGUUGUCUCAUCUGUAGUAUCGGACAUUAAAAGGGAAAGUAAAGAAGAUGAAGAGAACCGGUCACUGGCUGAUUUGUCAGACGACGAUAAAGAUUCUAAGACACAGAGAAGCCGGACACGCUGCUCCGUGAACAGUCAAGAUGAAGAUGAUGAGGAUGAUGAUAACCUUCCUCCAGAACAAAAAGCUGAGCGUGAGAAAGAGAGGCGAGUGGCAAACAAUGCCAGGGAACGACUUCGAGUCAGAGAUAUCAACGAAGCAUUUAAAGAGCUGGGGCGGAUGUGCCAGCUGCAUCUUAACAGUGAGAAGCCACAGACCAAGCUCCUAAUACUGCACCAGGCCGUCUCUGUCAUCUUGAGCCUGGAGCAGCAAGUGCGAGAACGGAACCUAAAUCCAAAGGCAGCCUGUCUGAAAAGGCGUGAAGAGGAAAAAGUAUCAGGUGUGGACCCACAAAUUAGCCUUGCUGGAGGACUUUCAGGUCUUGGGGACUCUCAUAAUUCAGUGGGACACAUGUGAAGUUCAUUGUACUUUGUGGAAAUUGAUCAGUUUUUCUCUUUUUUAUAUAUAAUUAUAAAUUCAAGAUGUGUUUUACAUUUUUAUUGUUUGGACAAAUUUUAAAAACAUGGAUGUUUUUGUGGCCUUGAUUACAAUUUUCUGAGAAGCGGACAUACAACAUUUCCAGUGCAGGACAAAAGAAAAUAUAAAGAAAAAUUAAUCAGAUUGACAUCUCAUCUUUGGAUUGCUGCUUAAGGAACAAGAAGAGAAGUCAAGAGCAACUUGCCUUAACAAAAAGAAACACAUGAACUUAUUUAAUAUUGGUGGAAAUUGUAGAAUGUCACCCGGAAGCUGACUAAUCGUUCAGCUCUGGGGGGUGAAAUGUUUCUUUUUCAUGUGCCUAUACUAAAAAAAAAGUGACUUCUUAUCCUGCUGUGUGUGGGAAACUGAAAUGUAUACAUAAAGAAAAAGUAGUGCAUUCAUGUUCAUGAAGACUUUUUUUUUUUUUUUUUUCCAACUUAGAACAAAGUAUUUUUUUUAGUUUUUUUUUUUUUUCUCUUUUUUAAUAAAAUUGAGAACAAAAUGUUUCUACAAAAAGAACCACAACCCUCUUGCAUUUAUCCUUGUCUGUAACUUCCCUGUAAUGUAAUUGCUGCCCAGCCUAAGUUUGGGACUCAAUUUGGCUUUUCAAGAACCCUUUAGUAAUGUCUUUGACGUUGUACAUAUAUUUCUAAUCUUCUGUUCCUUUGAUUCUUCAGUGUUUCGAUCAGCCGGAAGUUAUCAAUUUACUGAAUUUGGUCAAUGGCAUUUAUUACCUAAUUUGUGAGGUCUGUAAAAGCUUUUGGAAUAUGCAUUGUGGUCUACUGACAAUGUUUACAUAGUGCUUGAUGCCAUUGGACUCCUUCUGCCAGAGCAUGUUCAUAGUUAUAUUUUUAUUUAUUUUUCCCCCUUGCAUCUAAUUGAAUAUUCUUUAGUAAGGGAAGCUUCAAUACGUUCAGAGGAAAAUGAAUGCAACCUUACUUGCAAAGUUAAGUCGAUUUUGCCUUUAGUAACUCAACCCAUAAAGUCUAUAUAUCCCCACUUUAUAAUUUUUUUUUUUUUAACAUUCUUGAGAUGGUAUGGUUUGAACUUCCCAGACCCUGUAGAAGAAUAAUGGAGGGGAUAAUGAAUACAUAUUGCAAAGUUGUUUAGUAGUUAUGGUUUAUGAAGGUGGAAUUUCUGUCUUCAUAGAGAUUUUUGGUGCUUGCAAAAUUCCAGUGUUUUCCACAUCCAUAUGUUGCAUUUCUUGUCUUAAUUCAUAGAGGGACUAGUGACACUCAUUCACCCCUCUCCCACCCAAUUUUCCAUACAACACAAAGAGCCUGCACGCCCCUUCAUGUACAUUAACCUUUACUUCAGUUUAAACAUUUAAUGACCUAAUCCCUGCCCAAUAGCAGCCACAAUAAGAUGACUGUUAUAUAGCACUAUUUGCCAUUCUGCUGUCUAAUACAAUUGCCUUGGCGUUGUGUAAGGCUAGCUAUACACAUGUAGAUUUUUCCCACCUGGCUGAACCAUAGAAAUCAAAGGAUUUGCCCAUUUAUGUUUAACAGCAUGAAUGUAGGAAUCUCCCGUGCCAACUAUUGUAUUCAGAUAGUCCAGCACCCCCAUGGCUGCCUGAAUACUCAAUGACUGCAUCUGAUAGGAUAGUCACUGUUCAGCUGAUGAUUUUCCACCAUGCUCAGUCAGUUUUUUAACCUGACCUUUAUCAAACCAGGUGGUGCUGACAGGUUCACCUAUGGCUUGAAUUUCAGCCAAAUGAGCAGGAAUUGGCUGAAAUUGGAGCUAUUUAGGCCUAGCAUUGAGGAUGUUGGCAUUUGACAGAGUUUAGCCAUGAGAUGAGGGAAAGUCGGUUUGCAGUAAUGAGUGAAAUUCAAUGGGGGGGCGUGCAAAGUAAAAGCUUUCCUGGCUAAUUGCUGUUAUUUCCUUAACCUUGUGAGGUCUGUUCUUAGACUGUACUUUUACAGGUAAAAUUACACAUGAUGUUAUAGGUUCACUGGUAAACGUUGGUGACCAGAAAUUUUAGCUGUGCAAUAUUCAGGAAAGUAUUUUUCCUCUGUGUGCAGAACCUGCUAAUAGUUUGUGGCUCAUUUGAAAUAACUCUGAUGUUCCUUUUUCAUUCUGUUUUUCUUUUUUUUGCAAGUGCAUUGUUACAAACUGAAGAAAAAGGGUUGUGAAAAUGUAAGUUUGUAAGAUCAUUUCAUGAGUUGGCUUUUUUACAGACUUUUCCUAUGAUCUGUUAUUCUGCUUAUUGUAGACCACUACAUUGUUUGUAACUUGAUAUAGUUUUAUCUGAUAAACAUCCCAGUUUGUGCAACAUGCCACUGUAAUGUUGUUGAAGUUUGCAUAUAUCGGCAGCCUCCACAGUUUUCUAAGCUGCAAGGUGGCUUCUAAAAACCCUUGGUUUGAUUGGUAGCCUCCUCAAGCAUAAACAUACUUUUGAAGAGGCCCCUUCUUAACUACCCAUAGGUGAAGGAUAGGUUGGUUGCCCAAAUUCCAUCCAGCCUCAUGGGCCCAGAAUUAUUCAUGCUCACUUUGCAUCUGGGGUAGUUUCACUGUAAACCACAUUGUAUGCCAUUUAAAUGAAAGCCAUACUAGAGAUCAUUAGGUUGCAUGAUGUGGCUGCUUUAUAAAGAGAAUAUUAUAUGCAACCUGAAGGUUGUUUUCGUUUUAGGAAUCUUUCUUGGUGUUCUCUUACCCAGAAUUGUAGAAAAUGUAGCACUGCAUUGAAAUCCCUUUAUAUUUUGUAGAUACAUUUUGGAGGAAGGAGUGCAUAUGGCAUUUUGGAAUAUGUUUGAUCUCUGGAAAACUGCUUUGAGGGCCAGUUCACACCAUAAAUCGCACAGGAACAUAUUUGUGAGCUUCUGUGCAAUUCAUAUGCGAUCCGGGUGCAGAGUGAUUUCGGCCUAUUCACUUGAAUGGGCUGAAAUUGCGCCAGAUUGCACCAAAAGUAGUGGGUGCACUACUUUACAAAACGCACAGCAACCGAAUUGUAUGGUACUACCGUACCAUGCAAUCUUGGGCAAGCAAACAUACUGCGUUUAAGGUAUUGGCACUGACACCUGCUGCAGAUCGCAAGUGCAGUGAAUUUUGAACGUGGUGUAGGAAACGUGGAUGAAACGCGGGUUUCCUGCACCGUGUUUUUGUGUGCAGUGGCCCUCAACUAUUCAUAAGUGUUUAUAAAUAUAUAUAAAUAUAUAUAUUUAGACAGAAAUGUGUUUGUUUACUGUAAAUUAAUUUACACAUGGGGGUAUAGAGACAUUUGAGCAGCAUUGCUGAAUAUUUAAACAGAACACGCUUUGGAGUAGGCUAAAGUUUAAAGCUAAAUUACAGGAAUUAUUGGUAUUGCAUACUUAUGCUGCUACAGUGACCGCCACAAUCUUCCAGGUCAUGCGAGAGUGGCUGCCCCACUGCAUACUGAUCACAGUAAUGCUGCCAUUUAAAGAACAUUUUGAAAUCUAUUUUUUAACCCCCUAGGCGCAGACCGCACACAUGCAGUCGCUCGGUGGGUGGGCCCUAAUGCAGAGUGCUCACUAAUAUUGUCCGAAAGCGCACACCCAGCAUGUACCGUAAAGCUCCCGAUGCAUACUAGCGCUUGGGAGCUUUGUGAUCAUGUGACCACUGUGACAGCCAAUCGCAUCAGUCACAUGGCCCGAAUGCCUGCCUCUUUCUGUCGGCUUUUAUAACCCUUUAAAAGAAAUAUGGGAUUAUUAUUAUUAUUUUUUUAUCCUACUUGCCUUACAAUACCAGUCCCCUGCAGGAUCUGUCCCCACCAGCUUUAACAUGGAGAACAGAGUGCUCAAACACCACCGAUCGCUCGGUUCUCAGAGCUCCCUGAGCAGAGAGCUGGCGACUCAGUUACUGCUCUCUGCUCGACUCGGGCUGAGCUGGAUGCCGGUCCAGGCACAUCGGUCGACAGUGGGCUUCUGUCUGCACUCCUGUGAUUCAUAGAAGUACAGCCAAAUGAGCUUUGACUGUACUUCUCCUUUUUAAAGGGCUGGGAGGCAGGAAGGAGGUUAAUGAACACAAGGCAUUCUCUGAUUGUACAAGAUGGAGAGAAGGGGUGGUGGCUUAACCAUCUCCUCCUUGUUCAGUCAGAGCACCUUGCAUUAAUUGGAAGAAAAUACGUUGCACUAUGAAUGGCGGUGGUGCUGAUCAAGUGACCCUUUAUGGGUCAGUGUGCAAUGGGGCAGCCCCUUGAAUAGAAGAAGAUUCUGAAGAAUUCAGCUGUUGCAGUAGUGCAGUGAUUUCCAGAUUUUCUAGCUGCCCAUCACUUAUGAAAUGUAUGAAUGCUUACAUUGUGUCAAGCUGGACCAAUGUAAAUGUAUUAUAAAAUACAGAUAAUUCCUGAAGUUGUGCUUUAACUGUAAUCCUAAAGCUUUGUUAACGUUCUUGUGGGUGUGCCUAAAGAGUAACAGAAUUCAUUAACCAGAAAUCCUAGACAAAGCUGCCACUUCGUGCUGGUUGUCUGACCCAAAAGCCUAGACCUCUUAAUGUGAUCUACAGCUAUUCUGAACACUGACUUUCUGCUUUAAAGUGCACCUGUUAGAGAAUUAUGCAUGCUACUUCUGACCUCACCCAUUGGGAUUGUUAGUUGCUUGUCUCCCAUGCUGAAGCAUCGGCUUUAAUGCUGGUCUAGAACAAGUAUGUAGUGAUGAGGAGUUCUGAUACUUUUCUGAAAUUCGUUCACAGCAUACAUAUUUCAGGUCUGUGACUUUAAAAAAGUUCUGAAUGCAGAUACAUCUAGCCAAAGAGCAUUUUUAAAACAAGACCAACAAUGACUGACCCCCACCCCCAAUAUUUCUCUCAUAAAGGAUAUGCUGUAAAGUAAAUUAACCAUGAAAAUGUGAGGGCCAGCAUUGCUGUCCUAAUCUACAAACCUCAUCAAUACCAGUUGAGCUAGAGGAUCAGUGUGACAGAAACUUUCAUGUGAGAUUUCCUUUAAGCUGAUAACAUGAUCAACUGCCUAGGCUUUUGGGGUACAUGACUGGCAAAAGAUAUGGAGCAGGGAUUUCAUCAGGAUCACUAAACCUUUCCUCCCUGCUGUAAAAGCUGCUAUAAAACAGCUCCGUUGCUGGUAACUUCCAGUUAUGUUGUCCCUACCCAGGUAGUCAUUGGUUUUAGGAAAGGGAUGUUGCAGUCCCAGUAUAGAUGGAACAAUGGGAUUUUCUUAUGAAGGAAAUCACAUUAAAGACUUCAGAUAAUUUUUUAAUAUCUCACCAUUCCAUAUCAGUUAAUCAAGAAAUGUGAAAAAGUAUGACUCUUUAAAAAAAAAAAAACACCCAGAAAUUAAAGGAGCAUUUCAAAUCCUACAACAAGAAAUGUGAGCCUAACAUGGCCUGUGUUGGAGUGCCUCAAAUAUUUCUUAAUGGUUUUUCAUUUUUUUUUUUCUAAAUAUAAUUUUAUACAAGUGUCAAACUCAGCUGGCUGGAAUAUUUGGAAUUUAUAAGAUUAAUGAAAACCAUAAUCCCAACCUUUUUAAUAGAUUUUCUUUCUUUUUUUUUUUGCGAACUGUCCUGUAUAUACCUGUGUUGUAGCAAUACAUGUAAGCUUUUAUAACUAUAUAACUUCUUGAGUCUUUCAGAUGUUGUAUACUGAUGAAAGAGUAAAAAAAAUAAAAAUAAAGUUUGUAAUAAAGUUUUACACUUUUCUGA
Rana temporaria (common frog) is the source of this 8112-nucleotide messenger RNA. RefSeq names its product transcription factor 3 (gene TCF3). Gene Ontology annotation, molecular function: protein dimerization activity; RNA polymerase II cis-regulatory region sequence-specific DNA binding; DNA-binding transcription factor activity, RNA polymerase II-specific. The transcript has 20 exons. Gene Ontology annotation, cellular component: transcription regulator complex. Gene Ontology annotation, biological process: regulation of transcription by RNA polymerase II. The coding region runs from base 482 to 2443 and encodes 653 amino acids. Lineage: Eukaryota; Metazoa; Chordata; Amphibia; Anura; Ranidae. The record is from RefSeq and is a predicted model, not a curated record.